Molecule: messenger RNA, 1741 nt
Organism: Corythoichthys intestinalis (scribbled pipefish)
Lineage: Eukaryota; Metazoa; Chordata; Actinopteri; Syngnathiformes; Syngnathidae
Gene: slc25a21
Product: solute carrier family 25 member 21
Exons: 11
Coding region: 191-1096 (301 amino acids)
Source: RefSeq, a predicted model, not a curated record
UGGAAGUGGGUUGACUUCCAAAGUUGAAGUGCAGAAGGAGGUCGGUGUCCAGAACCCGACAAAGAGGCGUUUGCUUGCAUAUCCACAUUACACCCUCCUCGUGUGUGCGUGGAAGUUGAGAGAAGAGAAGAGCCACGCGAGUCGACGCUUGCACUACUCAGAUCAACCAGGAGUGUGGAAAGCGGUCACAAUGACGACGACAAUCCCUAAACCGCGCGGUUUAGUCCGGGAAGCCACGCACCAGAUUAUCGCCGGAGGCUCCGCAGGUCUGGUGGAGAUCUGCUUGAUGCAUCCUCUGGACGUGGUGAAGACGAGGUUCCAGAUCCAAAGGGGAACUGGCGAUCCCAACAGUUACAAGAGCCUGGGAGACUGCUUCCGCACUAUUUUCCGCAACGAAGGAAUAUUCGGCUUCUACAAGGGAAUUUUGCCCCCCAUCGUGGCCGAAACACCCAAGAGGGCAGUCAAGUUUUUCACCUUCGAGCAAUAUAAGAAGCUCUUGAAUUUGACCCCUUUGUCUCCGGGCUUGGCACUGUCGGCAGCAGGACUCGGCGCAGGCUUGACCGAGGCCGUUGUGGUCAAUCCCUUCGAGGUGGUCAAAGUCAGUCUGCAGGCCAACAGAGACGCCUUCAAAGAGCAACCGUCCUCUUUCGCUCAAGCCAGACGGAUCAUCAAGACGGACGGCUUCGGACUGAAAGGUCUGAACAAAGGGUUGACAUCCACCUUGGGACGUCACGGAGUCUUCAACAUGAUCUACUUUGGUUUCUACUUCAAUGUCAAGGACGCAAUUCCUGCCAACCCGGACCCCACUCUGGAAUUUCUGAGGAAAUUCACCAUCGGCCUGGUGUCAGGAACAAUCUCGUCCUGUGUCAAUAUCCCUUGGGACGUGGCCAAGAGUCGCAUCCAGGGCCCACAGCCUGUACCUGGCCAGAUCAAGUACCGCACCUGCUUUCAGACCAUGGCGCUGGUUUACCGCGAGGAAGGGUACCUGGCACUCUAUAAGGGUUUGGUGCCAAAGAUCAUGAGACUCGGACCAGGGGGCGCUGUCAUGCUGCUCGUCUAUGAGUAUGUAUCUGGAUGGCUCCAGAGGAACUGGUAAAGACAUGACAACCACAACAAACAAAGUGCCUUUUGAUAUAUAUAGCUUUUAGCAGAAAGUCCUCUUUCUUUUUAUGAAGUUUAUUCAAUAUGAAUCCAAAUGCAGUUUUUCAGGUCCACUUGCAUUUUUUUUACCUCAAACAAUACUUGUGAAACACCUGUCAGUAUUUUAAAAAAGUGAUUGUAGUUUUUAAAUGUAAGUAAAUAUAUUUCAAGGAGAUAAGCUUUUUGUGAUCACUUUUUCAUGAAACAUCUCAAAUACACAGAUAUCUAUAUUUGCACUGUGAUUCAUACAAUGAAUGUUGGGACCCAAAAGAAAAAAGCUUCUUUAGCUUCUUUGAUAAAUAUGUAGUCAUUUUCUAAGUGUUUUUAAAACUAUAUAAACACACAUAUACUGUAGACAGGGAGCACCAGUUCUUGCUUUUUAGCUUUUGCAUGACUGAUACAUUUUUAUUGCCAAAUGUGAGUUAGACAAUCUUUAAUUUCCUUUUAAAAACAACUGUAUCUUUUGCUAAAGAAUUAAAAAAGACACUUUUAAACACUUGUUUCUGUCACUUGGGUGUUUUUCGAGCACUUUUUUUUCCACAUCGUGGUGUUAUUUUUUUUUUCAAGCACAUUUUUUUUUUUUUUUACAUUGGUGGUGAUG